Molecule: messenger RNA, 2259 nt
Organism: Entelurus aequoreus (snake pipefish)
Lineage: Eukaryota; Metazoa; Chordata; Actinopteri; Syngnathiformes; Syngnathidae
Product: adiponectin receptor protein 1-like
Exons: 8
Coding region: 197-1327 (376 amino acids)
Biological process (GO): adiponectin-activated signaling pathway
Cellular component (GO): plasma membrane
Molecular function (GO): signaling receptor activity
Source: RefSeq, a predicted model, not a curated record
GGAAGACGUGCUUUUAUUUUGAAAGCACGGGAUGAAGUUCACGGAAGCAAUUACAACUUCCGGAACGGAUUGUGUUUUGUUUUUCGAUGAAUAAUUCACCUUCCUGGUUAGAAGACUACCUUGUCAGGAGGAAAUUGAAGUGAAGCCUUCCAAGCAGAAUACCGGGACAGUGAGCGGGUCAUCAGGCAGUCUCCUUAUGUCAGGCCGAAACGGGUCUGCAAGUGAUGCAGACUGCCGGAUCUCAGAGGACUGUCAGGUCCCGGAUGUGGAGCUCAUGGAGCUGGGGCCGCUGCUGGAGGAGGGAGGGGUUCAGCAGUCCGCUUCCAAAGGCAUGCAUCUAGAGGGAGCGGCCAUGCUGGCGGACGAGGAGGAGGAGGGUGACGACGUGGGAGAGGUCCUGACCUUGCCACUUCAGGCGCACCACGCCAUGGAAAAGAUGGAAGAGUUUGUACACAAAGUCUGGGAGGGGCGCUGGAGAGUCAUUCCCUUCCAUGUCCUGCCAGAGUGGCUCAAGGACAACGAUUACCUCCUACACGGACAUCGGCCUCCCAUGCCUUCAUUCCGGGCCUGCUUCGGAAGCAUCUUCAGAAUUCACACCGAGACCGGGAACAUUUGGACUCAUCUGUUAGGGCUGAUCCUGUUCCUGGGUCUGGGCACGCUAACCAUGUUGCGGCCCAACAUGUAUUUCAUGGCGCCGCUACAAGAGAAAGUGGUGUUCGGCAUGUUCUUUCUGGGAGCUGUGCUCUGCCUCAGUUUCUCCUGGCUUUUCCAUACCGUCUACUGCCACUCUGAGAAAGUGUCCCGCACCUUUUCCAAGCUUGACUACUCAGGCAUUGCUCUCCUCAUCAUGGGCUCUUUCGUGCCCUGGCUGUACUACUCCUUCUACUGCUCUCCUCAGCCUCGACUUAUCUACCUCACCGUUGUUUGUGUACUCGGCAUUGCCGCCAUCAUCGUGGCCCAGUGGGACCGCUUUUCCACACCUCGACACAGACCCACAAGAGCAGGUGUGUUCAUGGGCCUGGGACUCAGCGGCAUUGUUCCCACCAUGCACUUCACCAUUGAGGAGGGCUUUGUGAAGGCCACCACGGUGGGCCAGAUGGGUUGGUUCUACCUGAUGGGGGCCAUGUAUAUCACUGGUGCUGGUCUGUAUGCAGCCAGGAUCCCCGAGCGCUACUUCCCUGGGAAGUGUGACAUAUGGUUCCACUCCCAUCAGAUCUUUCACGUCCUGGUGGUGGCAGCAGCCUUCGUCCACUUCUACGGCGUCUCUAACCUGCAGGAGUUCCGCUACGGCCUGGAGGGAGGAUGCACGGACGACUCUCUGCUCUGAGAGGCCAGACUGUGACUUCUUGUUUCCUUUAUAGCCACACGCACACACACACACACACACACACACACACAGUAAAAUGCUGCUGGAUGUCCUUCUAGUUACCUUUCGAUCCUUAUCUAUGUCUAAUUUGCUCACAGGGUGUGAGGGUUUGGGUGUUAUUUUAUUUUCCUACCUUGGCUUAUUUUUGCUCCAAUGAAGUAGCAUUAACUCGCCAACAAGCACUCUGAGGAGCCCUCAACGGACCCUCCUUUGUCAGUAAUAAAACUUGAAAGUUGCAUCCCAUGUCAAAUCAGCAGAAAUGCAAAAUCCCCCAUAAGUGAAGUCCGCCUGCAUGUGACAGGCGCUAACAGAAUAUUGUUGCCAGUGGGAACCGAUCAUUCUGUCCGGGCCAGAGGAUGAAUGUACUUUCUGAUGUUUUAACGCCACUCCAGGGGCCACACGUGUAGGAAUACGAUAUCGGUGCGGGUAUACCGGAUGUGUUAUUGUUUUAGUGCUAACAUUUGUGCAGCUGUUGCUUGAAAUAUGGCAUAACCACAAACCAAUCUAUUACCACUCCACGGUAAGCCCACUAGAAAUCCUACUAAAUCACUUAGUCAUGAAGUGUAUAUACUUUUAAAUCAGACCUGGGCAAAUUAAGGCCCGGGGGCCACAUGCGGCCCGCCGGACAUUCCCAAAUAUUUUUUUUUAGAUCUUUAAUCUGGAAACUGUAGCUGCCAUUAUGAUGUGCAGUGAUGUUUUCUAAUGACCAUAAGUCUUGAACUAUACCAGGCCUAGGCAAUUAUUUUGACUCGAGGGGGGGGGUUUCAAGAAAAAAAAUGUGUCUGGGGGCCAGUAUAUCUAUGUUUAGGAACACUAAUACAAAACCUCACAAUAAUGUCUGAUUGAAUGCAAAAAAUGUUAUGAGAAACCGCCAAAAAAAACGGAAUGGAAUU